AUGCUGGAGCCUCAAAUAGCAGGCUUCCGGUUUAACGGGCUAAUGCUCACCUCGUUUCAAGUCUUCUUCCUUCUCUUCCCCAUAAUCCCUCCCUCCUCUCUUAAGCAGGUUGCUUUAAAGACUUACAUCAACCACCCUUCACUCCAGGGUAUCUUCCUUUCUCUUUUCAUCAUCAUUGUCACGUUCUUUGUCAUCUCUAUCUUUCUUUUGCUUCCAAUGCGUUUCCGACGCUUCAGCUAA
This is a messenger RNA of Protopolystoma xenopodis, 240 nucleotides long. The record is from the annotation of a GenBank genome assembly. NCBI's taxonomy places the organism in Eukaryota, Metazoa, Platyhelminthes, Monogenea, Polystomatidea, Polystomatidae.